Molecule: messenger RNA, 1785 nt
Organism: Lachancea dasiensis
Lineage: Eukaryota; Fungi; Ascomycota; Saccharomycetes; Saccharomycetales; Saccharomycetaceae
Source: the annotation of a GenBank genome assembly
AUGCUCACCGCCAGAAUGAGCACGGCCUUGAGAGCCACCCGAUCCUGCCCAAUAGCUGCCAGUCGUUCGAGCAGGGUGUCGCGUCUUUGGCGCGGUUCAAACUCGAGCCGGUUAUACUCAAAUGUUUCAAUCCCAUCCGAAGGGCCUGAGGACGAUGACCCCAUCUACAAGCCGGACGCGACCGAGUCUGAGGAACACACGUCUACUACACAACCCUGGUAUAUGGAUGUUGUAAAAGAUCAAUACCAAGAGACUCAGUUUCAGGUUCAAGAACUCAAAUUUCCAGCCAACUCUCCAGAAACGCUGCGGUUCUUGGCUACUUUUCUCAGAGACGAUUUAGGAUUAAGCGAAAUUUUAAUCUUUGAUUUGAGAGGAUCUAAGGACUCUCAUACUACUGCGGUCGCUAAAAUAAGCGAUUUCAUAGUCAUGGCCACAGCAAGGUCGGGCAAACAUUGCCACAAGAGCUUUAUUGAAGUCAAUGCCUUGCUAAAGCAAAAGUAUCAGGUUUUAGCACAUGUGGAGGGCAAUAUCAGUGCCAAUGAGCUGCGCAGACGUCAACGCAGACUUGCAAGACAUACCAACUUGAGCAAAUCAAUGGGUACUAGGUCUGCUGUAACUAGAAGUGGUGCUCAAACGGAAUCCUGGUACAUGAUCGACUGCCAUCUGGACAAUAUCUUCGUCAACAUUUUGACAGAGAACAGAAGAGAAGAACUUAAUCUAGAGGAAUUAUACGCUCCACCCCAGGAAAAGCACUUGUACAGGAGAGACAGUGACAAUAGCCGCGAUGUUACUGCUGCGGAUGAAGAAGACGACAAUGUACUAGCCGGAUUGAAAAGGCUGGCUGCUCGUAACCAGAAAAGAUUCUACUCCACCGUUUCGAGCCAAAAAAUGCUUGCGGAAAGUCUUUCACAGCAAGAUUUUGAGCGAGCGUAUGAUCUGGUCUCAAGUGUCCAUUCUCUUUCUGUCGCUAAGACGGUCGCUGCAGCAUUGGAAAUGAUGCCAGUAACUACAUCUUUACGAGUCGAUGACUGGCUACUUAUUUUCAAUCAGGUAUGGUCGGCAAAGUUAGCUCAACUGCCGGAAUACUGGAAUUUGAGAUUUCAUUUCAUGAAACUCCUCAAUUGCUCCACGCACUCUUCUUUUGGCAUUCAAGGUGUACUCACAAAUUACUUGGAGUUCAAAAUGGCAAGUGGCGUUAUCAUUACGAGAUCAGACUUGGUAAAUUUUCUGGAAUUGGCUUGUAUUAACUUGGAAGAGGGGCCAAGUGAGUAUGAAGAUCUGGCUACCACCAACAAAGCUGUAGUAAAAGCAUUACAACUUUACAAGGGAGUUGACCCAGCAUUUUUUAUGGACGAAGAACUGAUGUGUUUGAUACUGCGAACAAUGUGCAGUUCAAGGGGAUCCCUCAAGGCUUUGAAUGAGAUGAUCGACUUCGUAUGCACAGAGUACUCCUCAAAUAUUACGACCAGCAUGAUAACUACAGUUCUACAGCUUUUGGCGGAGAAUAAGGAAUAUAUGAAAAUUUUGAAGUUUUGGGAGAAUGGCAUCAAAAUACAAGGAACACAAGACCACAGGCCAUGGGCCUACUUUAUUCACACGCUAGCAAAGUCUGAGGAUCAAAAAUUUAUGAGGAAGGUAUUGAAUGAAGGUCACCUAUUGUGGCUAAAGCGCAAUAAUAUUAACGUCUCACCUCAGCUUCAAAACGCUCUGGACGAUUUGUUUGGUGCUGCAGAUCCUGAUAACAUUGCUUACGCAGAUUUGAAAGAGUUUCUAAUCCAGGAUUGA